AGCGAUCGUAUUGGUGAGAGGUUCCGGGGUAAUAGAGCUUCGUUAGCGCUCUAACCACCAGGUCACCUUGUCCCCUGCAUUGCAUAUUACAUGUGAACAAGGUAGACCGUAUAGAGCACAAUGAGCAGUAUCAAAUACGUUAAUACUGAACAGUGUGAGCAUGUAGGUCACUUGAGAAAACGAAAAUGAAAAUAUUUUCAUUUCUGAGAAGUCGGUUAGGUAGGGAAAUACUGAUCUUUAAGGCUCACCGCAUUGUGUGACACAACCUGAAUGGGCAUAUAUAUACAUAUAUAUAUAAAAUCAGGUAUGUUGUCAUGAUUUAUCGGCGGUACUAUAAUAUGAUAUAAGCCAUGUAGUAUAUAGCAUGGGAUGGUACUACAUGCAAUAUUCGCUGUGCUUGAGGCUUAUCCCAGCAGUAGAGACUAGGCGAAAUUUGUGAACAGGUCUAAUUUCAUGUAGGCAUACCCAAUGGCUUAUGGUCCGUCUACAGCUAUAAAUCAGUCUAGGUAGGUGAAUUGAACACCGUCAUUCAGUGUUAGGUUUGCCUGAGACGGUGAUUUCUGACUGAACAGUUUACAGAUUUAGGUUAAGUAUUAGGCUGUCUGAGAGUGUUCUGAGAGUGGCAAGAUAGUCGUGCAAAAUAACCACUCCAUCACAUGGACGAAUGUAGUGUUACCAUGGAUUUGAAAAAGCAAUCCAUGGAAUACCAUAAUUCAAACACACACGGCGAUGCCACACCAGGAGAUAUGCCUGACGACAAAACAUCGAUAGGCGAUGGCAUCGAAGUGGAAGAAGCAGACGACAGUCGCUCUGCGGAAACCGACCACAUCAGCAAGUCACGCUCUCCACCCUGCCAGUUCUGCUCCUCCGUCGGCGUGGUGCUGCCUGCAGAAGUGCUGUGUGAGAACUGCGGGUAUCAGUACUGUUAUGAGUGUCUGAACACACUUCAUCCGAGAAGGGGACCUUUCACAACUCAUCGGUUGCAGUCGGUGAAUAGAAAAUGUGAGGUUCCGGUGAAGGUAUUCCUCUGUCCGCACCACGACGAGACGAAUCCCAAACAGGUGCAAGUCUACUGCGUCACCUGCUCAUCUGCCGUUUGCUUCGAAUGCACGACAAUUAAAGGCCGCCACCAGAACCACUUCCUCAGGUUGUUUAAGGAGCAAGCCGCUUUUAAGAUGGCAGCGGUCGUGAAACUUGUAAAAGAGCUACAAGAGCUUGAGAGUGAUGCGAAAACAGAUGUGACGGAUAUGGAAAAGUCCCUGGAACAGCUUCGGUUCCAGUAUCAGCAGGAAUCGCUGAAAGCUCAGCAGAUGUGUGCCUCACUUCAGCUGAAGAUUCUGUCAGCGGAAACACGGGCGGCUGGAAACCCUAAAGGAAGGAUUUCUGCAAGCAAAGGAAGAAUUAGAACAGAGUAAGAAGACUCGACAAGAAUGGCUAUUAAAUGUUCAACAUGAAAUACAAAAGUAUGAUAAGGUGCUGCAACUGAGCCAAAGUGAUACAAGCCCAAUCGUCUUGUCGCACGAGGCGAUGACGGCUAUAGAAUCAAGGUCAAAAUUCCUUUUCACUCGUAAGCCUGCACUGAAAGGGGAAUUUUUCAGCACAUCAACUUGGACUGCUCUGGCUACUGCCAAACUCAACAUUCUCCUAAAUGUUGCCUUAAAUUCUGUUCUUAAUCCGGAACAACCCAAGCAAGGAGAUUCAAAUGGAAAAUAGGCUACAAAUUCACGCUUCAUUAAGUGUACGAUAACUCAGAAUUACUCACAUCCAUAUACCUUUGUUGUUGCGUUGCCUAAACGUCUUUAGUGCUUAUAUGGUUGGAAUGGUUCAGAAACCCGCAGUUGCAAUUUAAACAAAAGCCGUGGCACAUUUUCUUGGAAGUUUCCAUGUAAGUGUUGCAUGGUAGAGUUUUCAACAGAUACUUCAACUCACAAGAAAAAUGGAGGAUACACAGGUCAUCCUGCCUGCAUGUCUUGUAUGUUUGCUGGUAUUAUUGCCACGGCCAUGCAUAGUAUACUUUCAAAAUGUAGUCAGGCCUCCAAACAUUUAACAGCUAUUCAGUUGCUACAGAGUGCACGGUAUGCAUGCGUAUCGUUGUAUGAAUUAACAGGUCAAUAAAAUAUGUCUCCUAUUCGUAGAUUUAGCAAUUUCUCUCUCAGUCAGCGCAUGUGCAUGUGUCCGAGCAAUCGGGACAUCCAGUAAUUUGAAUAUCAUGCACUACAUACAGUACCGAUGAUGUAAAUACUUUAGUUUCGGGUAGGCCUACAGGGCUGGCAAAACCGUCAUUGGCGCAUCGA
This is a messenger RNA of Liolophura sinensis, 2294 nucleotides long. RefSeq names its product E3 ubiquitin-protein ligase TRIM9-like. Bases 657 to 1415 code for a protein of 252 amino acids. Lineage: Eukaryota; Metazoa; Mollusca; Polyplacophora; Chitonida; Chitonidae. The record is from RefSeq and is a predicted model, not a curated record. Gene Ontology annotation, molecular function: zinc ion binding. The transcript is spliced from 6 exons.